AUUGUUAACAAUUUUCACAAAAUCAGCAUUAAUUUCAAAGUUAAGUUAAUUAAUCAUGGAGUGGUUGUUUUUGUUUUUACAUCUUUUUCUCUUUCAUUUUCCAUCAUUCUCUUGUUUCAAUUUCUUAUGUCAUCCUAUUGAGAAAUCUGCUUUGCUUCAGUUCAAGGCCUCAUUUACUACUGAUGGUUACUAUUAUUGUGAUGAACACAGUCCUAUGAAAACAAAAACAUGGAAAAAUGAGAGUGAUUGUUGCUCAUGGCAUGGAGUCACUUGUGACAGUGUUUCUGGUCACGUGAUUGGUCUUAACCUUGGUGGUGAAUGCCUUAAAGGUAUAUUACAUCCCAACAGUACCCUUUUCCAUCUUACUCAUCUCCAAACACUCAACCUUUCUGACAAUUUUUUCGAUGAAUUCUCCAGCUCCCAUUUUCAUUCUAACUUUGGAGAUUUUACGGGUCUUACACAUCUUGAUUUGUCUUAUACUUCUUUUCAAGGUGAAGUUCCUCCUCAAAUCUCACACCUUUCCAAAUUAACAUCACUUCAUCUCUCCGAGAAUUAUAAGUUAGUUUGGAAAGAGAGCAUUUUGAAGAGGCUUGUGCAAAAUGCAACAAAUUUAAGGGACAUGUUUUUGGAUGGCACAGAUAUGACUUCAAUAAAAAUAAACUCCCUUGAUUUGCUCUUCAAUCAUUCUUCCUCUUUGGUUGCUCUAAAUCUUGGAAACACAGGAUUACAAACAACCUUCAAAAAAUAUGAUUUUUGCUUACCAAGUAUUCAAGAACUAUAUAUGCCAAUGAAUCACCUUAGAGGCCAACUUCCAAAAUUGAGUUGCAGUGUUUUUCUUAGAAUUUUGGAUUUUUCACAUAAUGAUUUCCAAGGACCCAUUCCUCCAUCAUUUUCUAACCUCACACAUCUUACUUCUCUAGAUUUCACAGGAAACUAUCUUAACGGUUCAAUCCCGUCCUUCCUUUUGACUCUUCCAUCUCUAAUUUCUUUACAUCUCUCUCACAAUGAUUUUAUUGGUGAGCUUCCAAUAUCUCUUUCAAACCUUCACCAUCUCAUAACCUUAGACCUUUCAUCCAACUCAUUUAAGGGUCAGAUUCCAGAUGUGUUUAGCGGUAUGACCAAACUGCAACAACUCGAUUUAAGUUCAAACAAUUUUGAAGGAACAAUUCCUUCUUCAUUAUUUAACUUGAAUCAACUUCUCACAUUGAAUUGCUCUGAUAAUAAAUUAGCCGGUCCCCUAAUCAAAAAAAUUUCAGGGUUUCAAAAACUAACUGAUUUGGUUUUCGAUAACAACUUGUUAAACGGAACAAUUCCUUCCUCCAUGUUAUCUUUGCCUUGUUUGAAAAGGUUAUCUCUAUCAAACAAUCAAUUCACAGGGCAUAUCAGUGCAAUCUCAUCUUAUUUCUUAGAAGAACUGAAUCUCUGCAACAACAAACUACGAGAAAAUAUUCCAAAAUCAAUCUUCGACCUUUCAAACCUAACUAUAUUAUGUCUAUCAUCAAACAACUUGAGCGGUGUCGUUGAUUUUCAACACUUUUCCAAACUUCAAAAUUUGUUUUCUUUAUCCCUUUCACAUAAUAGCCAAUUAUCACUAAACUUUCAAUCCAAUGUCAAUUACAAUUUUGUUGAACUAACUACAUUGAAAUUGUCAUCUUUGAGUUUGAAUGAAAUUCCCAAAUUCUUAGGAAAACUCCCAAGUUUGUAUUCUCUUGAUAUGUCCAAUAACAAAUUUAAUGGAAGUGUGCCCAAUUGGUUACUUGAAACAAUUGUGGCUGAUGGAUUUUUGAACCUCUCUCAAAACAUGUUCACAUCAAUAGAUCAAAUCUCAACAAGUAGAAAAGAGCUCGGUUCCCUUGAUCUUAGUUCUAACUCACUACAAGGCGAACUUUCUGUGUCGAUUUGCAACUGGAGUUCACUAAAAUAUCUCAAUCUUGCACAUAAUAAAUUGACAGGUAUCAUUCCACAUUGUUUAUCUAAUUCAUCCUCCCUUUUAGUAUUGGAUCUACAAAUGAAUAAACUCCAUGGCACUUUGCCAAGUUACUUUUCAAAGUAUAGUAAACUUCAAACUUUGAAUCUUUAUGGCAACCAUUUAGAUAACCAUUUGCCUAAAUCUUUGUCCCAUUGCAAAAAUUUGGAAGUUUUAAAUCUUGGCAGCAAUAGAAUAGAAGACAAAUUUCCUGAUUGGCUUCAAACCCUGAAAAACUUAAAAGUGUUGGUUUUGCGAGACAAUAAGUUGCAUGGUCUCAUUUCUAAUCUAAGGGUCAACAGUUCAUUUCCCAGUUUGAUUAUUUUUGAUAUCUCAGGCAAUAACUUUAGCGGCCCACUUCCUAAAGCAUAUUUUGAAAAGUUUCAAGCAAUGAAACAUGAUGAUGGAAGUUUUUCAUAUAUGGUUAAGUCAUUUAGUUUUUAUAGUCAAGUUAGUAAUAUAAUGUACUACGAUUCUGUGACCCUGAGGAUAAAGGGGAUCAAUUCCACACUGGUGAAAAUUUCAACAAACUUUGCAAUUAUUGAUAUGUCAAGAAACAAAUUUGAAGGAGAUAUUUCAAAUGUUGUUGGAGAGCUUCAUGCACUUAUAGGACUUAACCUUUCCCAUAACAGACUCAGUGGUAGUAUUCCUCGAUCCAUGGCAAAUUUGAUAAAUUUAGAAUCUUUGGAUCUCUCAUCAAAUAUGAUCACCGGUGUUAUUCCUGCAGAAUUAUCCGAUUUGAAUUUUCUUGAAUUCCUGGAUGUUUCUAAUAACCAUCUUGUGGGAGAAAUACCUCAAGGAAAACAAUUCAACACAUUUUCAAAUGAUUCGUACGAAGGAAACUCUGAGUUAUGUGGAUUUCCUUUGUCAAAGAAAUGUGGACCUGGACAACAUUCUCCACCUUCACCCAACGACUUUUGGAAUGAAGAGAAAUUUGGAUUUGGAUGGAAACCAGUGGCAAUUGGAUAUGGAUGUGGAUUUGUGUUUGGAAUAGGCCUUGGAUAUUGCAUGUUUUUAAUUGGAAGGCCAAGAUGGCUUGUGAUGAUAUUUGGUGGCCAACCAAAGAGAAGAGUGAGAAGAAGAAGAACAAGAGUGAGGAGGACUAAUGGUUCAACCAUGAAUCAGAUGAUACAGAUGUCAUAGUUUUAUUCUUGUGGUUAUUUUUUCUACUGUGUUAGUUUUUAAUUCUGUUUAAAAUAAGUUUGAUCAUUCUUGAUUGAUCAACUAGUUUGAUUAUGUGUUGGAAACUUUCCAAAGUUGUAGCUGUUAAGGUGUUGUUGGUGUUCUUGUUAUUAAUGUUGUAAGGUGUGUUGUAUUUAUUGUGUUUGAGUUUAACAAAUAAAUUGAAAUUACAGUUAAAUGAAAA
This is a messenger RNA of Vicia villosa (hairy vetch), 3332 nucleotides long. Its product is annotated as receptor like protein 22-like. The transcript has a single exon. Gene Ontology annotation, molecular function: protein binding. The record is from RefSeq and is a predicted model, not a curated record. Bases 56 to 3109 code for a protein of 1017 amino acids. NCBI's taxonomy places the organism in Eukaryota, Viridiplantae, Streptophyta, Magnoliopsida, Fabales, Fabaceae.